This is a messenger RNA of Quercus robur (English oak), 2793 nucleotides long. RefSeq names its product E3 ubiquitin-protein ligase RGLG5-like. The record is from RefSeq and is a predicted model, not a curated record. NCBI's taxonomy places the organism in Eukaryota, Viridiplantae, Streptophyta, Magnoliopsida, Fagales, Fagaceae. Bases 518 to 1942 code for a protein of 474 amino acids. The transcript has 11 exons.
GUUUUAGUAUAUUCUAGAUACAAGUUACAGCCUCAAUUUUCGUUUAAAAUAUUGAUUAAAUUGUAGAAAUCAUAAUAUUACUAGUCUCUUGCACGUUAUCUAUAAUAAUGAGAACCCCAGUUGUGACUGUUCUUCGCUGUUCAUGUAAUUUACCUGAAAAUUCACGAAGUGCGUAACGUUCUACGAUAUGGGUUUCGUCGAUGGUCGGCGUUUUUAGACUCGGUCGUGUUUCGCCGCUGUUUUUUUGGUCUUUGUUCCAUAUUAGUGGUUUGAAAAUUCAUUAUCUUUUUUCACAUUUGUUGUCAUUCUAUUUGAAAGACACUUGUUGUGUUAAAUGUUUGUGUCCUUUUUGAAUACACCAAGAUUCAGAAGUUGCCGAGUAUUUGUAUUUUGCUUGUAAACGAGGUUGUUGACCAAAACUUUGAAGGUCAAGGAGUUUUGGCUUAAGCUUUUGCUAAUGAACAAUAAAUAAUAAAUAGAUUGAAUCUAAGUUUCUGUUUGUACUAUUUUUUUGAAGAUGGGUAGUAAAAGUUCGAAAGGGUCAGGUAGGAGAGAGUUUCCAUCAUAUGGGUCUGCGAGUUCUUCAACAUAUAAUCAACAAUAUGGGUAUCCUCCACAAACCCCAUAUCAUCAGCAGAGUUCAUAUAAUUAUACGCCACAGCAUCAACAUGGGCAACCACCACCAUCUUCUAGUUAUGGAUCCCAAGCAUCUUAUAAUUAUGGGUCAGAGAUACCAGUGGCACAACCGCACAGAAAAUUGGAUAGAAAAUACUCGAGGAUUGCUGAUAACUACAGGUCCUUAGAUGAGGUUACUGCUGCUCUUGCAAAUGCUGGCCUGGAGUCUUCUAAUCUAAUUGUUGGUAUUGAUUUCACAAAGAGUAACGAGUGGACAGGUGCUAGGUCAUUCAACCGACGAAGCUUACAUCACAUUGGAAAUGGUCAAAAUCCCUAUGAACAAGCAAUAUCAAUUAUUGGAAAAACUUUAUCUGCUUUCGAUGAGGAUAACUUAAUUCCCUGUUAUGGAUUUGGCGAUGCAUCAACACAUGAUACAGAUGUCUUCAGUUUCUAUCCAGACGAGAGUGCUUGCAAUGGAUUUGAGGAAGUGCUGAUGCAAUACAAAGAAAUUGUCCCUAACCUUCGACUUGCAGGGCCAACAUCUUUUGCUCCAAUUAUUGAGAUGGCCAUUACAACCGUUGAGCAAAGUAGUGGCCAGUACCAUGUUUUGGUGAUAAUUGCUGAUGGGCAGGUAACAAGAAGUGUUGAUACUCAGCGUGGCCAGCUCAGCCCACAAGAACAAAAGACGAUAAAUGCAAUUGUACAAGCAAGUGAGUAUCCUUUGUCAAUAAUUUUGGUGGGGGUCGGAGAUGGGCCUUGGGACAUGAUGAGGGAAUUUGAUGAUAACAUCCCUGCUCGAGCCUUUGAUAAUUUCCAGUUCGUCAAUUUCACAGAAAUCAUGUCAAAGAAUGUCGAUCCUUCUAGAAAAGAGACUGAAUUCGCUCUUGCAGCCUUAAUGGAAAUACCUGCUCAAUAUAAAGCAACUAUUGAGCUUGGCUUAUUAGGUAGACAGAGGGGAAAUGCUCCAGAGAGGGUUCCUCUUCCUCCACCUCUUUAUGGUGUGAAUUCUAGCAGCAACUCGAAAAAUCAGCGUUCAAGCAGCUUUCAGCAGCGCACAAAUAGUUUUCAGCAGCGUUCAAAUAGUUUUCAGCAGCGUGCACAUCCUUAUAGCGGGUAUGAUCCUCCUUAUACUGGAUAUGAUGCACCAGUUGAAACAGCUCCAUCAUCAAGUUCUCAUUAUGACAAUCAGGUUUGCCCCAUUUGUCUUACUAAUGCAAAGAACAUGGCCUUUGGUUGUGGACAUCAGACUUGUUGUGAUUGUGGGGAAGACCUUGAAGUGUGCCCGAUUUGCCGGCGUGCAAUCGAGACUAGAAUAAGGCUCUACUAAUCAGCUUUUCUGCACAUCUCUGAGUCUAUUUCUUCUCUCAUGUGUUUAGUUUGAUAAGGCAACAAUUGUGCUUUAGACGUAGCAAAGCUUUGCUGUUGAAGAGCAACUUUAUCAAAGGACAAAGUUUUCUCCAAACGGAGGAAUUACAUGACAGUUCAGAAGAUCAUCCAUGUGUUUUAAAUCAUGUGAUUCAUUAAAUCAUUUAAACAAGUCACAUGACAAAGUAGAUCAUGUGACCAAAGUACAAGUGGAUUGUCUUUUGAGAUGUGAUGUACUUGGUCCGAAGGACUCUCCUCCAAACAGUUUGAAAAUUAUGUCCAAUUUGAAUGAUGUUAGAUGACCUCUAUCAGAGAUGGAGAAAUUUUGGGAUGUGCAUUGGGCUAAGACAAUCUGAUGUGAAAGUAUUGCAUUAGUCUUAGCGUGAGAUCAAGACAAGUGGGGUUAUCUUGAUGACAAAAGAGAAAUUUUCCGAAGGUCAUUUGAAAAACUGGCCAGCAGAGUCUCUUUUCCAUUGAAUCUUCUGCUUAUUGCUUUAUACAGAAGCUGCUUAAUUAAGAACCAUAACAAAUUAGGAUAUGAUUUGCCUGUUCAGGCCUGUUGAUAGAACGAGUUAGGCACGGUUCAUUUUUUUUAUUUAUUAUUCUUUUUCACCCUUUUUGGUAAGAUGAUUUCUUUUCCGUCUUUGUUUUUAUGUUUUGGUUGUAAGCAUGUAUACUAGCGAGGAAUGUAAAACUAAGAUCCAGUUUGAUAGCAGGAUUCGUUCGUGAUUUGAUUUAAUUUUGAUGUACAUGAAUUUCAGUUCAGGAUUGUAAAGACAAUAUUUGAGUUUAUGGAUAUUGCUACUUGGCAUC